AUGUCCACCCCUCCCCCCCUCAAAACCCCCCGCCGCUUCCUCUUCAUCGCCUCAAUCGGCAAUCCACGCCCAUACCGCACGACGCGACACAGCGCCGGCCACAUCCUCCUCGAAGCCCUGACGCCACUUCUCCCACGCCGAGUCCCUCUCGUGGGCACCUCUCCCAACAAUGGCAACAUAAUCAACCCAUUAUUCUACAAAACCUACACGAGCCCAUCAUACAUGAACGAAUCGGGUCCCAAACUCCUCCGCAACUUCCAAUCGUGGCUCUCAUCCACCCAGACGGAAAUAUACCAGAAGAUCGUGCAGCCGGGGAAUGUACUCUCCACAGACCCUACAUCAGACGCUACAGCUGCAGAAUGGCAUCUCCGGGGCGCUGACCCGACAACCCUCCGAAACUUCUCCCCGACACUAGUCAUCCUCCAUGAUGAACUGGAAGCGCCGUUGGGAAAAGUCCGGGUGAAGAGAGGCGGGCCUGAGAAGGCGAGUUUGAGGGGACAUCGGGGAUUGAUUAGUUCGUUUGAGAGUUUGAGGGGCAAGGGGAUGUAUCCUCCCAAUCCGAAGAAGAAUGUACUUGGGGCCGGGGUGGAUUUGUCGGUCUUGAGGAUUGGGGUGGGGAUUGGGAGGCCCGAGACGAGGGAUCGAGGGGGUGUUGCGAAGUAUGUCCUGUCGGAGAUGAGUGAACAGGAGUUGAAGGCUGUGAGGGCUGCCGCGGGGCCGGUUUUGGAGGUGUUGGUGGAUGAGUUGUAUAGGGAUGGUGCGGAGUGA
Aspergillus tubingensis is the source of this 768-nucleotide messenger RNA. Its product is annotated as aminoacyl-tRNA hydrolase. Gene Ontology annotation, molecular function: peptidyl-tRNA hydrolase activity. NCBI's taxonomy places the organism in Eukaryota, Fungi, Ascomycota, Eurotiomycetes, Eurotiales, Aspergillaceae. The record is from RefSeq and is a predicted model, not a curated record. The coding region runs from base 1 to 768 and encodes 255 amino acids. The transcript has a single exon.